AUGAUUCUGAACGGAAAUAUCGACACAGAUUGUGAACCGAACACAACACCACAAGGCGAUGGCAUCACACCACUAGACGAUGUCACACCUCUAGACUAUGCCUUCGACGAUACAUAUAGCACACCACCAGACUAUGCCAUCACACCCCCAGACUAUGCCUUCGACGAUACAUAUAGCACACCACCAGACUAUGCCAUCACACCUCCAGACUAUGCCUUCGACGAUACAUAUAGCACACCACCAGACUAUGCCAUCACACCUCCAGACUAUGCCUUCGACGAUACAUAUAGCACACCACCAGACUAUGUCAUCACACCUCCAGACUAUGCCUUCGACGACACAUAUAGCACACCACCAGACUAUGUCAUCACACCUCCAGACUAUGCCUUCGACGAUACAUAUAGCACACCACCAGACUAUGCCAUCACACCUCCAGAUGAUGCCAUCACACUACCAGACUAUGCCAUCACACCUCCAGAUGAUGCCAUCACACCUCCAGUGGAUACCGGCAGUUCACAUAGAGAUAUGCACGAGAACUGCACACAAAAUGAGACAUCGCAAUGGGUCUGUGACUUUGAAAAACAGCGUAAACAAGGUGUGGCCCCGGUGGAAAUCCUCUCUCGUGUAAGAGAGCGUCUGGUUAACGCGACGGAAAACAUACGUGGCGGCGACAUCCACAGAAGUAUUAGGCUGCUCAGUCGUCUGGUGGAAGAUCAAGAACAUCGAUUCAGCAAUAACUCACAGCAAAUGAAGAAAGAAGAGGCGAUUAGGUUUGCAGAGACAAUGAUAUCAAUCGGAAAUGCCCUGUUGAAAAACCACACUGACAGCGCAUGGAGAUCUAUUCCGGAGGACCACCGGUCUGAAGUGGCGUCAGGAAUCCUAGAUAGUUCCGAGCGGGCAGCUAUCCUGUUGGCUAGGGUGGUGCCUUACAAAACCCACUGGAUAGCGAAUGAAAAUAUAGUGAUGGCAAUCAAGAAUGGCACUACGAGACCAGCCACAUUUCCGGAUCUUGGUAAUUCGUCUUUUUGGGCCGAUGUAAAAGACGGAAUCACCCUGCCGAGAACACAACAUCAUGUCAUCUCUGCAAUCUACAGAAAUGUAGGACAGUACUUCAAACCCAAGUCAGUCAACAGGACCGUCAACUCCAGGAUCAUUUCGGCAACCCUAGUAAACACUACACUAGUAAACGGAAACUCUUCCACUGGACCCAGUAUCGAUGGUAAUGUUACCAUCGUUUUGGAGCAUACCGAGCAGACAUCCAACGGUUCAACACUAUGUGUUUUCUGGGACGUCUUCCACGGCAAUUGGUCGGGUGAGGGUUGUACUACGGCUACGACAAACACAACCCACACGAUCUGUGAGUGCAACCAUCUGACAAGCUUCGCUAUUCUGCUGGACACGACAGGACAGCACAGUACGAUAGGAGAACAGCAUUCAUUCGCCCUGAGUGUGAUCACCUACAUCGGCUGUAUCAUCUCCAUCGUGUGUCUCUUCUUCUGCAUUUGCGUCUUUCUUGGGUUUAGACGAGUCCGCUGCACCAGAACCAUCAUCCAUGCAAACCUGUGUAUCUGUCUGCUGGUCGCUGAAGUGGUAUUCCUAGCUGCAGUCGACAAAACAGAAAACGCGGUUGUUUGUGACGUGAUCGCCAUCGUGCUUCACUACCUGUUCCUGGCCGUGUUCACCUGGAUGUGUGUGGAAGGAGUGGAGCUGUACGUCUUACUGGUCAAGGUCUUCAACUUAAAAAUGAACAGGCUGAUCUACUAUCACCUGGUCGGAUAUGGCGCACCAGCACUGGCGGUAGCCAUUUCAGUUACCUACAAUCACUUUGUUGAUGUCAAUGAAAAAGACAAGCCCGAUGAGAAGGACGAUGACGAUGAUGGAUACUUUGAUGGUUACGGCACAGACACAUACUGCUGGUUAUCAGUGAACAACUACUUCAUCUGGAGCUUUGUGGGUCCCAUGCUGAUCGUGGUUUUGGUAAACGUUGGAUUCCUGGCCAUGACUAUGAGGGUGAUCUACACACAGAAAGCCCAUGAUAGAUCCAACCAAUCAGAACAGGGAAUGGAGUUCAAGUUCUGGAUCCGCGUGUCGCUGGCCCUGGUGUGUAUUUUGGGUCUCACCUGGGUGUUCGGUGUGCUGUACAUCAGUAGCGAGACCCUGGUGUUUGCCUACGUCUUCACCGUCAUCAACUCCCUCCAAGGUUUAUUCAUUUUCAUCUUCCACUGCCUGCUGAACGAAAUGGUUCAAGAUGAGAUCGAACGCCGGUUUGGUGUCCGAUGCCCCUGCUGGUCCAAGAAGAAAAGGCAGAAAACGGCGAAGAGACAGAGCCGACGUACUGCAAGGGCUCCACAGCAACAAGAGAUCUGGCUGGGUGACUUCACAGACACAAAGGACAGCCACAGUUCCACGCACGGCUCCCUCCAGACAAACAUGUCCUCAGAAGACACCCUUGAUAAACUGGACGAUGAGGGUUUCGUAGAAAAUUCCAUCUACGAGGACGGGGCCGGGACCGAGGGCUCAGUAGACAAUGUCAUAUACAAAGCAGGGGGACCGGCUUAGAUUCAAUUGAAGGUGACUUGCUGAGCGAAAACGUUGAAUACACGUUUUGCAAACCCAUUCCCUUAAAUUAAGUGCAAUCAUAGAAAUAUAGAAAAUAUAUGAAAUAUAUACACAUAUACAGGACAAAAAGGGAAACAAAAAUCUAUGUCUACUUCAUCUACUAAUUUUUUUUAUAAUAUAUACUAAUAUUAGAUGGAUUGUAUGACUUAAGUAGGAGGGCAAUUUUUGGUUUAUUCUUCCUCACGCACGAUGAGAAACAUGUAUGUCAAACUUGCAGAUAUCUUGUAGUAGAAUUCAUAUACACAGCCUCCUCAAAUCAAUAUUGACCAUGGUAACAUCCUGACAGCCCUAUAGCUUCAGCUUUGGCUGAACAGUCCUAUCCGAUAAUGACUGUCUUAUAAAGAUAUAUGGCACUGUAAGUCUGUAGGCCUGUUGCGCAGUAGGUGUCAAUGAGGAUGAUAUAUAUAUAUUGCAAAGAACCAUGAACUAUCAUUCUCUAAGUUAUCGAUAACUUUAGUAACUGUUAGCAUUUGAUAUUGUAAUAUCACUGCAAUACUACUCUAGGUACAACACGUAAAAGGUACGUGUACAGGUAAAACAUUACAUGUAUGUAGGAGCUAGAGUUGGUUUUUUAAACUUAUAUCAAUCAUUUCAUUUAUGACACUUAUGACAGUAGAUGCUCACGGUCACGCUCAAGUUAGAAAUAUCAUUACCGUACGUUAUAUAUUACAGUACAUGAUGAAACCUUAAUGAUGAUGAUUCCUACGUUUACACUAUUAUAUAGGGUGUGCAUGUAAGGUUGAUAUAGAAAUAAAUAUUUGUA
This is a messenger RNA of Branchiostoma belcheri (Belcher's lancelet), 3382 nucleotides long. RefSeq names its product adhesion G protein-coupled receptor L3-like. Gene Ontology annotation, cellular component: membrane. The transcript has 19 exons. Gene Ontology annotation, molecular function: G protein-coupled receptor activity. The record is from RefSeq and is a predicted model, not a curated record. Gene Ontology annotation, biological process: adenylate cyclase-activating G protein-coupled receptor signaling pathway; cell surface receptor signaling pathway. Bases 1 to 2559 code for a protein of 852 amino acids. Lineage: Eukaryota; Metazoa; Chordata; Leptocardii; Amphioxiformes; Branchiostomatidae.